AUGCCUCCCCGCAGCGGCGUGCUCCAGGUGGUGCUGCAGGCGCCUCCUACGUCUGCUCGGCCCAAGCCAGAGCCGGCUAAGCUUAGCAAAAAGGAAACCCAAAUCGCCGACCUUCAAGAAAAUAUCAAAUCUCAACAAGCAGAAUCUUCCAAGGACAAGGAUGAACUGACCAGUGCCUUAGCAGCAAUAGAAAAAUUGAAGGGGAGUUUCAAAAACGAACGGGCAGGCUGGGCUACAGAAAAAUCAACUCUGCUGAAGAGGGAUGAGGAUGCUGAAGCGGCCCUUAAUCCGGUAGUAGAGGAACUGACUGGCUUGAAGCAGCAAAUAAACGCCAUGACUGCUGCUAUUUUUGGAAGCCAUGUUACUCAUCUUGGCUCAGAUAUGCGCCAAAAACUGAAAGCCGCCUAUACACUUAUAGAGCAGCUAUAUACCGGCGUGCAACAGGUUAUCUGCACCACUUCUUAUAACAAAGUGCUCCCAACCUUGAUCAAGGAGUCAUUGGAGAAGCUGGCCAUGAUACCUGCACGACUUGAAGAGCUAAAGAAAUCAGUUGCCAGGGCGGGUGCUCUUACUGCACUAACCCGGGCUAAAGCAUGGAUAUCUGAUCUUAAUCCGGCCGAUUUAGCAAACGUCUAUCCAAGCAUAAAGGAGGACGGGUCAGAAUUUGAUGUUGAUGCCCUAGGAGCCCUAACAAGGGAAAUGCGCCCAUUGGCUAGCAAAUUGGCUGAAGAGACCAAUCUUUCACAUUAUCAGCCAAUUUAUGAUGCCAACAACAAGAGAGUUAAAGCGCCAACUCAUGAUGUUCCAGAACUUAUUCCUCCAAUCCGUAAGCACACCUAUGCCCCUGAUGUUGACCCCUCCACACUCAUAAGUGAUGAAACUGUAUUUAAAUCCUUAACGGAGAUCGAUUGGACAAACAUUGACUUCCAGCCACUGGGUAGAUAAGAGGAAGAUGAACCGGCACGGGAUGAUCCACAACCGUCAAGUCAGCCAGGCCAAGAUUCAUAAACCGGGGCUGGUUUUGUCAUCUGAUUUCUCCGUGACUUAAAAACAAUUAUUCUUUUGGGCACCAAGCGCCUUGUAAUAGGCUAGCUUGAAACUCUUAUUCUGCUAUGCCAUCAUGCAUAUUUGCUGUGCAUGACACUGUUCA
This is a messenger RNA of Triticum aestivum (bread wheat), 1150 nucleotides long. RefSeq lists its product as uncharacterized. The record is from RefSeq and is a predicted model, not a curated record. The transcript has 4 exons. Lineage: Eukaryota; Viridiplantae; Streptophyta; Magnoliopsida; Poales; Poaceae. The coding region runs from base 1 to 945 and encodes 314 amino acids.